Molecule: messenger RNA, 4458 nt
Organism: Diutina rugosa
Lineage: Eukaryota; Fungi; Ascomycota; Pichiomycetes; Serinales; Debaryomycetaceae
Exons: 1
Coding region: 1-4458 (1485 amino acids)
Biological process (GO): maturation of LSU-rRNA from tricistronic rRNA transcript (SSU-rRNA, 5.8S rRNA, LSU-rRNA); maturation of 5.8S rRNA from tricistronic rRNA transcript (SSU-rRNA, 5.8S rRNA, LSU-rRNA)
Cellular component (GO): nucleolus
Source: RefSeq, a predicted model, not a curated record
AUGACCUACAAACUCGCCCGUCUUGGCUAUAUGAUCAAUGCAGUAUCAGGUAAGAUCGGUGAUGAGUUCCACGAUCUCCACGCUCCAAUGGUUGAGCAACGGCCUCAGGUUAUUCAAUAUUACCGCGAUCUCAUGGACAACUACUCCAAAUACGUUUACCGGGCUCUUUCAAAUAAUCGGUUUGCCGUGAUCAAUCUGAUGCUUAAAUUUUUAUCUCAAGCAGUCAAAUUUGACUCGAUCUGUGCUAACGAUCUUUUGAACUCAUUCGACUUCAACUUAGCGGCCCUCCCAAAGUUGCUUGUAUCUUCGAGUAAACUUGGUAUUCAGCCCGUGGGUAAGGAAGAAGUUUCAAUCAGACACAACUUCAUUGUUUUUUGGACUCUGCUUAUGGGUACAAUUGGAUCCAUUCAUCGCAGCGACCUCUUGAUCCAGAGUCACAAGAUCAUGAACGCCUUCUGGAAGCACAUGGCAGAUAGUGAUAACGAGGCGACGCUUCAAAUUAUUUUUGAGUUUAUCAAUGACAAGAUUCUUGAUGAAAACUCAAUGAAACGAGCAAGCAAGUGUAAGAUUCUUAAUGAGAACUUUAUGCACAAGAUUGUUCAAUUAUACCCCCGUCUCGAUAAAGCAUUUGCCGACAAGUUGACUGAACUUUUGACCAAGAUGGCCACUGACCCCAAAGCUGGAUUGGCGUUUGCAGUCCUGCCAGCUCAGUUAUGGCAGAACGAAGGUGGCGUGGAGAUGGAGAUUAAUAAGAAAAAGUUCAAGGUGUUCAACAACCUCAUAUAUGUUUUGCUCACAGCACUCAAGCCCUGGGAGCAAUACAGUCAGCAUCAACUUGUCAUUGAGAUUUUGAAGCGUCACCAAAUCGAAUUGCUUGGUCCGUACAUGAAUUGGAUGGUGCAAAACGGUGGUGGUUACCAUGACCCUUCAUUGUCACUGUGGUGGAUCGGCCACACUCUCUUGUACACCAACAUUCUCCAGUUGGAAAUAGCACUUACAGGUGAUGCCGACUCACGAAAAUUGGCCGAAACCAUUGCAUUGGCACCGCUUUCGAAACAGGCUUUUACGAAGUGUUUGACCUCUCCUACACCCAUGAUCAAUCAAUUUGCAUUGAACUUAGUGAUGUACACUCUCCAGAAAUUAGAGCGUGUUUUGAAGCUUGAAGUGUGCCCUCGACAGGAACUUGUGGAGUUGACCUUCCAAAAUCUUCCUGAUAUCACCAAAAUUCUCGAGUUGUACAAUGCUGAGUCCGUACCUAAGGUAACUAAGCUUACUUUACUCAAGAUCAUGAAUUACUACGAACAGUUAUAUACUGUCCCUCAAGCUCCGAAAGCUGCGAUUUUCAAAUUAGCUACUGCCGGGAUCAAUGAUAAGCAAACGCUGAACUUUGAUUUUGUUUUACUUGAUGUGUAUCUUCAGAUUUUAGCAGCUCAAGACCGAGAUCAAGAGCUCAAGUGGUGGAUUUCUCUGAAGGAUAGAAACUCCUUUUUCACUUCACUCGUGAAACUUAGCAGUCAUAAUGCUGACGGCCGAGCUGAGUCUAUCUUGAACAAGCUUGUGGAAAACACCAUUCUUUUCAAGGAAACCCUUAUAGAGCUGCUGAUUGCGGCUCUUAUUCGGUCCGUUAAGAAUGUGGAGUCUGAUGAUGUGUGGAAUCUUCUUGACGAGCUGAUCUCUCGAGCCAUGAAAACGUCUUACAAGUAUCUCGACAUGGCACAAAAGCACAAUGGGGUCGCUCUUUUCGCCGUGGUGAUUGUUGAACAAUUUAAGUUUGCUCUCGACAAGUCUACAAACAAGCCACUUCUUUUGUCCUGGUUGAGCAAUUUCUUGCAAAACUUAGUGGUGAUUGGGGAGCGUGAACAAGAUUUGAAAGAGUUGGCACAAGAGUAUGACGUCUCUUUGAAAUUUGUUCUGAAUAAUGAAGACAACGAUUCGUUCAGCCUGUUAAUUUUGAGUUCCAAACUCAAAUCGAAACUUUCAGCUUUGGAGAAGAAGCGUAUUAUCAGCAAGUAUGAGUUUGGCCUUGGUUUACUCCGCUUCAUUGAGGAACAAGACACGCAAGUCAUCGUGGCUGUAUUUAAGAUGAUGUGUGACUACUUUUUGGCAGUGAACGAUGCCGCUCUCAGAAACUAUGUUUUGAAUAGUCCUAAGUUCUACGAAAAGACUUGGAAAAAUAAGUUGAAGCGGGACCUUAUAAAUGAGUUACUAUUUGCGACAACUAAUGGCAAGCCAACUGAGACUUACGCUAACAAGUUGGUCAUGAAGUCACAAGAGGUUUCUGGGUUUGCUUGGGUGUUGACUGAUAAGGAGCUCAAACAGUUGCUCCAAGAUCAAGUCGUUGAUGAUGACUUGGCCAUAGAAUUGGUCAAGAGAAAAAUCUCUGUGGAUCAACAAUGGUUCAAUAAUCUUGACAACAAGGACAUUGCCGCAAAGUUAGUUGCUGAAGGUUUAGUCGAAUUCACCAAUCUUGAUUCCAAAAUGGUCAUUGACCCACUGUUAAUUGCUGCUUUCAUCACUUCGCCCGAUGCUUCUCUUCGUGAACAGGCCUUGGAAUAUGUUACUAAGAAUGUCACUGACCCAGAAUUGAUGGUAUACGUGGCGAGUAUCGUGUCUGAGCUUCCCGAAACCUUCCUGAACGAGGCAGAGAAGCAUGCCUUUGCUAUGAUUGAUGACCCCAAAAACUUGACGCAAUGGAAACAGUCUCUUACCGUGUUGAAUCGUCGUAAUGUUGAUACCACACGCUUGCUUGACGCUGUGGCCAAGCAGAAUGACAUUUAUGGAUUUUGUCCACAAUUUGUGGAGGCAUUGAAGAACCGGUAUUCCGAUUCUGCUGAGGGUCGUAAAUGGCUUCACAAAUGUAUGCUCUACAUUACAAAAGUUUACGCUGAGUGCUCGACGAUUCCCGAGUCAUUUGACGACUUUUUGUUGGCUUUGAAGAGUGCUCUCGGUUCUGAUUUGUGGAGGGUUGUCCCUACAGCAAUUAUCAAUACUCAACUCGAAGUGUUUGGUGCCCACAAGGAAUGGGUCAAGCAUGAAAAGUACCUUGACUUUGCAUCGAGAGUUAUCGAAUUGGGAACCUCGUCAAUGGCUUAUGAGAAAGUACUUCAGAUCUUCAUCACCAACCAAAGCAUGCCUCUUCAUGAAUUGCCCAAUUCUGCGAAUGCCAAGUGCCGGGAACUUUGUGCGGAAAUCAUCUCUACGCUCUACCUGAAGGGUGCCAGCAAGUGUGCUACUCCUUUAUUCCAAGAACAGGUAUUGCUAUUAUACUUGGGUACCACUAGACGUGAGGAUGUUUUGCUCAAGGAAGUGCUUAAAUCGGUGGAAGGGAAACUUUCUCAAUCUUGGAUCGAUGGGGUGAUUGAGUGGGAAUUGAGUGAGACCACCUCUAACGAUCAGAAAGAGUACGGCUUGGACGAACCGAGAUUAAUUACGAAAGGAAAGCUGGGACUUGUGGUGCUGCUUUCCAAGUUGUUCUUCCAAAAUACUGCUCAUGCUCGCCAGGAGCCGAUGAUUGGAUCGUAUAAUGACUCUAUUUAUGAUCUUGAGUUUUUGCUUCUGAUCAUCAUUAACAAUGACGAGCUUGUCAAAGUCAAUGGUGAUGAAGUCAAAUUCGAUAUCAGUAAAAUGGUGGCUGCCGAAGUGUUGCCGCUAUUGGUAAUGGCUAUGGGCUACGAUAACUUGCGUGAGUUGGCUGCUCCCAUUGUUGGCGGUAUGGUGCGGUCGUUGAACCAUGAGGGUGACGCCAAAGACGCCAGAGAAGCUAACGACGCCAAGGAUGGUAAAGAAGCUAAGGAUAACAGAGUCUACGUCAUCUACUUGUCCAAUAUCUUGUACACUCUUCAACAAGAAUAUGCUACGAAGAUCCCCCAUCUCAACUGGUACAUUUACGCUCAGUUUGGUCAGCUCCUCUCAAACCCCGGCCACUUUAUGUACGAGCCAACGUACAGAUUUGUCCUUGGUCAUCCCAAGAUCACUUCGCGUGACGUGCCGUUGUUCCUGCUCAUUGCCAAAGCGGGAGCGACUCUGUCCAGUGAUGAAGAAGACAACUACUAUAAGCAAGUGUCGUGGCUUCUUCAAACGAUUCGCGAAGGGAUGGUCUCCUCUGAUGAUGUCAUGCUUGUGAGAAAUAUUGGGGUCAUCGAGUGGUGUCUCACCUUAUACCAGUCACCGUAUGCUUCGAUGAGAAUCAAGCUGCUCAUCCUUGAGCUUAUUGCCAGAAUCCAACAAAUCGACCAGGGCAUCGACGUACUUGUCACCCGGUACGCAGGUUUAGGCUGGCUUGAACUGCAGAUUCAUCCGUCGGCCAACGUGUUUGACGAGCAGCUCCAGCUCAACCUUGAAAAAAUUAUGUUAAGGUUUGGCAUGGGAGCAACCAAGCGGGUGAGAGAUUGGGCCAAUGGUGACAUUGACCGCGUGGUGAAACGAGUCCGGGGCGAGGCGAGCGAAAAAGCCUCGUAA